CAUCAGCGUUCAAAGAUGUUCCAACGCUUCUCGCUCGUCAAUCUGGCCGCUGUGCUGGUCGUCUUGGCCUAUUCGGCCGUUCAAGUCCCUGCCGCAGCCGUUGAACGCGAGGGCCGUACGACCCUCUCCUCAGCUACAAUCACCGUGUUGAGCACUUCCCUACUUCCUGGCGCAUCGACAUCGACUGUCUUAACCAAGAAAGUAUGCGGCACCAUCGAUGGAGGCGUCUCUUCUGCUUGCCGUCGUAAGCGUCAGUUCUGGAUCGACGUUCCCAUUUUAAUUGCCCAGAAUCCUGAAACUGCUGCCUACAUUUAUCAACAGUUCCAGCCUUCCCCCGUCUUCAGUGUGGAACCGACGCCGGUCGUUCAGUUCCGCGAUAGCUUCGACCAGCCUUCGGCGUUCAUCGAUUCAUCUUUGGAUGAAAUGACCAACCCCCGACUUAGCGGCGGACUGAUCUCGCCCAUCAACACGAUCCGCACGUCAUUGCUGGCCAUCGCCUCGAACGUCAUCAACAGUUUCUUGACGCCCACCGUGACAUUCACGAGCGUCGUGAACGGCUACUCUUCGACAACGACGACCACCAUUUUCACAACCACCGAGACUUACACAGUGGCCGGAUGCAUACCGGAAGGCCUCGAGUUCUCUGCUUGCUAAGAAAAAAUGCCAUUGACAAUCGGC
Molecule: messenger RNA, 678 nt
Organism: Daphnia carinata
Lineage: Eukaryota; Metazoa; Arthropoda; Branchiopoda; Diplostraca; Daphniidae
Exons: 2
Coding region: 16-654 (212 amino acids)
Source: RefSeq, a predicted model, not a curated record